This is a messenger RNA of Prunus avium (sweet cherry), 1587 nucleotides long. Its product is annotated as UPF0481 protein At3g47200-like. The record is from RefSeq and is a predicted model, not a curated record. Lineage: Eukaryota; Viridiplantae; Streptophyta; Magnoliopsida; Rosales; Rosaceae.
AUGAGUGAAUCAAGAGAAGAACUUCAGGUACGUGAGACAAACCCUGCAGCAGAUGAUGAAGAGACACGAAAAGAAAACUGGAAGAAGAAGAUUAUUGAAAAUCUCAGCAAAGUGGACCAAACAAAGUACAAAAUCUUCUACCCCGAGAACGAAAUACUAGUCGAAGGAGAAUUUUGUAUCUAUAAAGUUCCAGAUAAACUUCGGCAAGUCAAGGUGGAUGCCUACCGCCCUCGCGUUGUCUCAGUGGGGCCUUUGCAUCGAGACAGUGUUGAUAACCUUGCACCAAUGAAACAAUAUAAAUGGUUUUACAUGAUGUCAUUUUUUCAGCAAAAAGUGGUUCAAGAUCCUGAAGAUCCCAAGUAUAGGAAAUGCGCUGAACAACAGUCUCGGAAAUGUCUCGAAGACUGCACCGAGGCUAUUUAUGGUUUGGAUCGAGUGGUUCGCCAGUGCUACACCGAAACCAUCAAGUAUACAGAGGAUGAGCUUGCAGAAAUAAUGUUACUUGAUGGUUGCUUCAUAUUGGAACUUUUCCUCAGGUUUGACCGAAGCUUAAAUUAUAUAAAUUCUGACCAAUACAAAUCUGAUCCAUGCACAGAAAGUGCUUGGAUGAUUGCUGCUCUUCGGCAUGAUCUGGCAUUACUUGAAAACCAGAUCCCCUUCUUUAUUCUCGAACUUUUAUACGAAGCUAUCAAGCCUUAUGUCAUUAAGUGCAAACUGCCAAAGUCGGUCACUAGCCUUGCUCUCAAGUUCUUUCAGCCUCUGAGCCUAAAGCAAAUAAAAGAAGAGACGGGAAGUUUAGAGUUCAAGCAUUUGCUUGAUCUCUUGCACAAAUUCUACUUCCUCUCAAUCGACGACGUGUCAAUUGAUAUUGAUAAGGAAUCCAGCCCCGAGAGUGAAUGUUCAGGCCUUUUGAGGAAAAUAAAAAGAAAGAUUAAACAAACGUCAUGCCUUGAUCCUGAUCAUGAUCAAUCUGUAGAGCCAGCAAGCGAUACAAAGUGGGGAUUGAACCAUUGCGCCUCACAGCUUUUGGAGUCGGGAGUGGAGCUGAAAGUUGGGACAAGUACUGAGGACAAUUUGUUGAAAAUAACUUUCAAGGAUGGGGUAAUUACAAUUCCACAAGUGCUCAUUCAUGACACGACGAGUUCACUCUUUCGGAACCUGAUUGCUUAUGAGCAAUGCAGUCUUGGCAGUACACAUGGCGUCACGUCGUAUGCCUUCCUCAUGAAAAGUCUCAUCCGUUCCUCAGAGGAUAUCAAACUGCUUCGGAGAAAAAAGAUCAUAAAGCACAAUCGGAUUGGAGACAAACAAUAUUUGACUGAGUUUAAAAAUAUCUUAGAUGAAGUAGUUGUUGUCAAGGACGACUUCUGUUUUGGUAAGCUUUGCGAACAAGUGAAUGAAUACCGAAACUCCUGGUACAAUUGGUUCAGACUUCAGGUACUUUUAAGGGUGCAAUUCCAAAGGCAGAAAAGGAUCCUUUGUACCACAUAUUUCUCUACAACAUGGAAAGUCAUAUCAUUCAUGGCUGCGGUUGCCCUUCUCCUUCUCACUUCCUUACAGACAUACUACACAAUUCACCCUCGCCACUGA